Messenger RNA from Panicum virgatum (switchgrass), 1741 nucleotides. Its product is annotated as GDP-mannose transporter GONST1-like. Gene Ontology annotation, molecular function: antiporter activity; GDP-mannose transmembrane transporter activity. Bases 152 to 1351 code for a protein of 399 amino acids. Gene Ontology annotation, cellular component: Golgi apparatus. The record is from RefSeq and is a predicted model, not a curated record. Lineage: Eukaryota; Viridiplantae; Streptophyta; Magnoliopsida; Poales; Poaceae. The transcript is spliced from 10 exons.
CCACAUCCCAGUCUGACUCCCGGCCUGGCCUCCCUCCCCUGCUCUGCUCAUUCCGGGCGCCUUCUCGCCUCCGCCACGCGCCGCGCCAUUUCAUCGAGCACCUCGCCGGCGCCACCGUCCACGCGCCGCCGGGGCUCCACGCCGGGACGCCAUGGGCUCCAGAGCCCUUCAGUUAGACGUUUCAGCAGAUUCUGAGGCCUCUCCUAGGAGAAAUGUGCCAGGGAGUGUAACUAGCCCUCUCGUCAAUAGUGAAAAGGGUGUAUUUCGGAAUCAGAAUGCAGGCUUCACCACACUUGCAAGUCCUGUGAGGAGAGAAAUCGGAAACAGAUCUAUGGCAAGAUCCUUCUGUGUUGAUGACAAUGACUUGGAAGAUGGUAAGGCCUCAAAAGAAAGAGAUAGUUCUUUACAGUUACACAAGCUUCCGAAGAUACAGAAUCAGGCUCUUCUAUCUGGUCUAGCUUACUGCAUAUCAUCAUGCAGUAUGAUUUUAAUUAACAAAUUUGUUCUGUCUGGCUAUGGUUUCAAUGCUCCAAUAUUUUUGAUGCUAUACCAGAACAUUGUAUCAGUGACCAUAGUUUCCACACUAUCCCUCUCUGGUGCUAUUCCAACUGAACCGCUGACAUGGAACCUAAUCAAAAUUUGGUUUCCUGUGAAUAUCAUAUUUGUUGCAAUGCUGAUCACAAGCAUGUUUAGUUUGAAGUACAUCAAUGUUGCAAUGCUGACUAUAUUGAAGAAUGUUGCCAAUGUCCUGACUGCUUCUGGGGAAACUUAUUUUUUCAAGAAACAACAUGGUGUUCAAGUUUGGAUUGCUCUUAUGUUGAUGAUAAUUUCUGCAGUUGCGGGAGGAAUAACAGAUCUGUCAUUCCAUGCUGUUGGAUAUACUUGGCAGACCUUAAACUGUUUUCUGACGGCAUCAUAUUCGCUUACAUUGCGGCAUGUCAUGGACAGCGCUAAACAAGCCACCAAGUCUGGGAAUUUGAACGAGCUCUCAAUGGUGUUACUGAAUAACAUUCUUUCGCUGCCAUUGGGAAUUAUUCUUGUUCUUGGUUUUAAUGAAGUGGAUUACCUUUUGGAGACAUCUCUCCUAAGGAUGCCUGAAUUUUGGCUGGUCAUCACGGUCAGUGGAGUUUUGGGGCUUGGAAUCAGUUUUACCUCAAUGUGGUUUCUUCAUCAGACAAGCGCGACUACAUACAGCCUUAUAGGCUCCCUAAAUAAGAUCCCCCUCUCUGUUGCUGGCAUUGUUCUUUUCAAUGUUCGAACAAGCAUGCAGAAUUCGUUGAGUAUUCUGUUCGGUCUAUUGGCAGGAGUAUUUUUCGCAAGGGCCAAAUUGCGAGAUAACUCACCAACCUAGAUUUUGGGCAGGCUUUAUAGUGUGUAGAUGGCACGACUUGGACAAUCAACACAGAAUGUUCCCUCAAACUCUCUCUCUGGGAAAUUUGUGCAGAUGCAAUGGUUGUUUUCCCACUUGACUAGGCAAAGGGGCAACAUUUCUAACUAGGCGGUUAUCCUGGGGCUCUCCGGUUCCUUUUUUCCAAGCUGACCUGGACCCCCAGCUGUUGCUUUUGUGGUGGUAUACGUCUUCAUUGUUGUGUGUAACGGUGUAAGAUACAAAAACGGAUGAAACCGAAAUCCCAGGCAGUUUCGGAUAAAAAGCUCAUUCAGUCGGUAUAUGUUGUAAAAUUACGGUGGUUGGAUCAAAGGGGCAUGUACAUUCUCGAGUACAGCAAACUUGUUUGUUGUU